UGUUAGUACCCAUUUUAUCAGCUCUAGUUCCCGCCGAUCGCAAAAUAAACUGUUUGGAAUGUUGUGAAAUUUAUUGUUUAUUCCCGCCCUCGUCCCUUUGUGUUUGUGCUGUUUAAUGGAAGAGAAGCGCUAUCUGAAGCGCAAGGAAAAGGCGCGCAGCGAUGGCAAUCGAGAUCAGGUGGCAGUCAGUUGCAACCAGCUGGGCGACUUCUACAAUCAGCAGGGCAAAUACACCGAUGCGGUCAGGGAAUAUGUCCAGGAGGCCCAGAUAUACGCCUCCAUGGGCAAGGAGCUGGAGACGGGCAAGGCCAAGAGGAUGGUGGGCGAGAUGUACACCCUGCUGUGCGACUACGAUGCAGCCAAGGAUCACAUCAACGAUUACCUGAAGAUUGCCAAACGCUUGAAGAACCAGGUGGAGGAGCAGCGAGCCUACGCCACUUUGGGACGUGUGCAUCUUCUCCAUGGCCAGAGUCUGGCAGACACUUCCGCUUCCGGGUCAAUGGAGCAACUUAAGCUGGCCGAGAAGAACUUCCUGCGCAGCCUCCUGCUAAUCAAAGAACUUUCAGGUCAGAUUUCGAAGCUGGAGCAGCUGGAUAUGCAAGCUCGCUGCUACCUGAACAUCGGCGUGGUGAAGGAGCACAUGGAAGCUUUCCAAGAGUCCAUCGACUACAUCGACAAAGCCAUAAAGAUCAGCAAAACACAUGAAUUGUGGGACCUGACCCAUUUGUGCUACAUUUCGAUGAGCUUGCUCUACAAUUGCAAAAAGAACGACGCAACGGCGGCACUUCGAUUUUGCAAUAUGGCAUUGGAGGUGGCGAAGCGGUUGCCAAACAAGGUUAAGAAGAUCUGCGAGACGCUAAUCACCAAAGCAGAGAUUCUUAUCAAGGCGGGAGACUUUGCCAGCGCCAAGCACAUACUCACCAAGGCUUACAAGAAAAACACGCCGGAUGAGAACGAUCGUGGGAAUAUUGAGAAGCAGCUAAGGAUCGUGGUCAAGGUCUGCCAGACGCUAGAUGAACUGGUCCUUACGAGUUCCGUAGACUACGCCAAGUUGAAGAGCCUGUACGAGAAACUGGGCGACGGUUGCUGUCAUCUAAUGAACUACGAGAAAGCUCUGACCUAUUACCAAAAAAUGUUGGAAAACGCUGAACUCAAUCAUGAAAGUGGCAAGAGCCUGGUGCCCAUCUAUGUGAGUCUCUAUCAGACGUAUCGAGACAACGGGCAGUUGGACAAGGCCUUGGAGUACCUGUGGAAAGAGUUCGAGUUAAACCAGGAUACUCCCUCAGAGGCGUUCACCACUCUCUGUACGAUUGCCGAGAUAUGCGAGCAACAGUCACAUCCUUUUUGGACUGUGCACGAUGUAUACCAAAAGGCUCUGCGGAUAGCCGAUAAGACUGGGAGCUCCUCCGACAAGCUGGUAAAGAUUGCUAUGGUGAGAAUGAGGAGGCUAAUGCUGAAGCAUAAUAUGCAAGUUCUUGUUGAAAAUCUGGAGACGGAUGCUACAGCCAAAGGCAUUGAUUUGGAUCAGGAAGAAAGCGUGGGCGACGAUGAUGAAGAUUCUGACGGCGGAGGCACUGCCGUACAGCAAAACACUCCCGACUGGGACGACGAUUUCGACCUGGCCACCCUCACCGACUCGGAUGCCAGUGAUCUGGAUGAGACUGAGAAACCACGUCCACAGAGAACCACACGCGGUAAUAGAACCCUCGUCAUUAAGAAGAACAACAAGGGCGAGACGCAGCUGCAUCAGGCGUGUAUAUCAGGCAAUCUGGAACUGGUGAGACGUCUAAUCGACCAGGGACACACAGUCAAUGUGCGAGAUCACGCUGGAUGGCUGCCAUUGCACGAGGCAUGCAACCAUGGUUUCCGGGAGAUUGUGGAGCUGCUCUUGGACAAGGGAGCCGCAUCUGCCAUUAACGACAAGGGCGGGACCAGUUGUGACGGAAUUACUCCUCUUUUCGACGCCUGCUCCAAUGGGUUUUUGGAUGUGGCUGAACUCCUGCUGGACCGUGGAGCGGAUGCCACUGUACGAACAGACUACAAUGAGACCUGCAUUGCUGGGCUGGACAAGUGGCGGCAGGGAGCGCAGCUGGUAGAUGGCGAACAGGCACAGUAUGCCCAACUUCGAGAGCGACUACUUCGCACGCUUUCCAAGGUGGGCAUCUGCAGUGAUAAGAAUGCCCGUCCUCUAACCAACGCCAAUGCAAAAAGAAUAAGUAGGGAAGAGCGUGGCAGCCUUUCAGAGGAAGAGGAUGAAGAAGAGGCUCUUCACGAGAGCAAUAGAAGAUCUUUAAGUCACAACCGUUCAGGAAGUGAGUAUGGAGCCAAGAAAUCCAGCAGCUCAACCCAACCAAGUGCCAGCAAGGAAUACCGAAGUGUUAUGGCGCAGCUAAAAAGACCCAACCGCUCCAACGAUGAUCCUCCCAGCACCAGCACUUUUAGCAAGCACAAACGGAAUGCCUUCCUAAGCGAAGAUGAGGUGGAUGCGGAUAACUGGCUAAUUGAUGAUGUGGGUCCGGAACGCAAACGCAAGCGUAUUAACUCUGGAGAUUUAAGUAGGCGUACCUCUAAGGAGAACUUUCAAGACUCCGCCUUGUCGUUGCCGGCAAACUGGGACGAUGAUCUGCUGCAGGCCACUCCGGAGACGGAAUACUCGCAGCGUCAGAAGCAAAUGCGUAAACUUACCCUCUCCCGUUCCUCCAGCAUGAGCAGCAACCAUAGCAGUUCGGCUGCGUCAAGUAGGAAAAAGCAUCAAGCCACUCUGUUGGAUAGUGGUUUCAGUCGCUUCCGGAGCGAAAGUCCUUUGGGCAGUGAGUCCUCGCAGGAUGGCACCACCUCGGUGAUCAGCGUGCGCACCAUUGAACCCGACUCCACCACAGGCACCAUUCAAGUGCUCAUCUCACCGGCAAAAUCGUCGCCCAUUAAGGUGCAAACUACUCCUGUUAUUGCCACAACUGUGUCAUUUAAAGUCAAAAUCCAGGAUGAGCUGUUGCUAGUGCCUAUCGAACGGAAAAAACUUCAGGAUAUUAAUAUUCGUUGGCUUGCUGAGGAAGCAGGAAGGCGUUAUAACAAGCUGACGGGCUUAACUCCUCUCCUACGGCUCAAGACUGCCGAUGGAUUUGCCUAUGAGGAAACCGAUGCGGUUAGUGUAGCCCUUGAGCAAAACAUGCUAAUGGCAACUAUUCUGGACUGGAAAAUAUCACCGCUUUCACAGCGAUAUGAAGAGAUGUGCCUUCAAGUGCAGAAGGCUGUGGACAACAAAGUCAAGGUGUUGUUGGAGCGUUCGCAAAGCACUAAUAUGCUAGAGCUCUCAGGCUUAUGGAUGCGGGCUGAAAAAACCGAACCCAUAUUUAAAGCACUUCUCCAUCAAGCUCGUCUCACCGUUUUGGAUCUAUCGCGCAACUUUAUUGGCAACGAGGGAUGUCAGCAGUUAGCAAAGUCACUGCCCACAUUGCUUCAGCUCAAGGCACUGCGAUUGGAAUGCAAUGCGAUUGGAUCCCAUGGAUUGGAGGCUUUGCUGUGCGGUCAUGGCUUGGAUAAGCUGGAGCUCUUGGAAGAGCUAAACUUAAAUCAGAACCCAUUGGGCAAUGCCAGCGUUAGGAUUCUUAGCAGAUAUUGUGCCAGCGCCGCUGGUCAAGCUUUGACUUCUCUUCAAAUUGCCCAAUGUGAACUGACGGAACUGCAGGAUUUUGACCUGGGAUUCAAUAAGUUGACGCGAUUUGAUAUCAGCUUUAAUCAACUCACCCAGCAGAGCGUGCGUCGGCUAACGGAUCAGCUUAAUAGUUGCCGGCUGGAGCAAUUGAAUCUCAGUUAUGUGCGUUGGCCCCUGGACGAGGCCAGUGGAUUUGCUUUGGGCGAACGCCUUGUUGCUCUCUUCGAAGGUGGCACCUGCGAACGAUUUGUCCGAGUGGAGCUCGCUGGCUGCGGCUUGAGCGAUGCUCAUAUGUACAAUAUUAGCCAGCAUUUGGCCAAAGCCAAGCAACUACAGUGGUUGGAUAUCAGUGAUAAUAGCAAUUUAAGUGGAACUACUCUUGGAUACAUAUUAGAUGAACUACCUCAAUUACGCGGUCUGUUGGCCGUUAAUUGUACCAAACUUCUGGAUGACAUUCGCCUUCAAAAGCUCGAACAACUGAAGCAGCUGCCCAGGCGCUUAGAAUUAACAGUUGAUGAGCAAGUGUUCUCCAUGCCAGGAGCCUUGGAAACACUUCAGUCCAUUUGGCAGCUGCAGUUUGGAGACAAGGCCAAAAUGCUGACGACAUCGAGUAGCCGGAAAAGUGGAAGACGGUACAAAGGUCUACUUAAACUACUCGCUGAUGGAAGCGAUGCGGAAUAGUAAAGUCUCAUCAUGUGUAAACCAUUUCAUUCUGUUGUAUGUCCCAGAGCACUUUUUUAUUGUUUGACAAUUAAAUAGCAAAUCUAAGUACA
This is a messenger RNA of Drosophila santomea, 4425 nucleotides long. Its product is annotated as tonsoku-like protein. The record is from RefSeq and is a predicted model, not a curated record. Lineage: Eukaryota; Metazoa; Arthropoda; Insecta; Diptera; Drosophilidae. Gene Ontology annotation, molecular function: protein binding. The coding region runs from base 116 to 4333 and encodes 1405 amino acids. The transcript has 5 exons.